AUGGAACGACAACAUUCCCGAAGAAACUCAACUUCGAGUAUUCGUUCACAAACGAACUCAGCAAAUGUUGACUGUUCCGAAGAGCAUACUCAUGCUAUUGUUCGACGAGAAAAGGACAAGAAGGUUGUUCUUGUUCCAUUGAACAAUUUCAUUAACUUUGGUAAAACAGUAAAAGUCAACGAAAUUGCCACAUACAAAGGAAUUAUCGAUUCCCGUAAAUCAGACCGUGGCAAAGUUUUACUUUUUGGUACCGAGGAUUUGUGCGUCGAGCAGCUUGAAAUUUUACAAGAAGACACCAUCGAAGGAGAGCAUCUUCCGCAAAAACCACCAAAGAAAACGGAUUUAUUAACUACGAAUUUGAAUAAUAUCGACAUUGAAAACCAUCCGAUCAACAAGCAUAAGAAAACUAGUAAUCCAAUUCAAGUGGCAAAUAAAGAAAACCACGCGAUGAGUAAUUCUACAGGAUCAAAACGAUCAUUGAAAUCGAACGAAUUCGAUCACCAUCGAUCAAAAACGGUACCACGACAAUGUAUGAAUUCGGCUACGAACAAAACUCCUAGUGAAUCAUCAACAUGUCAGGCAAAAAGAACAGUACAAGUUAAACGAAAGUUGUUCGAUAAUAGUGAUGAUGAAAAUGCUGAUGACACUGAACUAUUGUCAACAACUAAAAAUACACUCGAAGAAGGUGAAGAUUCCGACGUUCAAUGUUGUUCAGCCAAAUCCAAAUCGAAGGCCAUUCUUCUCGAUAAAUCAUCUCCGCGAGCAACACAAUCCAAGAAUCUUGCAAUUUCUCGUAAAAUUCUAACACCAAAUGAUUCAUCGAAUAAAAACCGAUCCGAUUCAAUCGUCACGCCAGUCAAUCCUACGAGUGAUUCAAGCGAUACAAGUUCUGACGAAGGAGAUAUUUCGGAUUUUGUUACGAAAGAAAAGUUUAAUAAAUUGAAAACGAAAUUGCAAAAUCAGAAGAACAAGGUUCUAGCACUCGAAAAGAAGAUUAAUUACUACAAAAAGAAUUACAUACCUUUGCCCGAUGCCGGUGCACGCCCAUACAUUUUAAAAAUGGCCAAAGCGAUUAGUUCGACACUAUCGGCAACCGAUAUCUACGAACACGCUAAACAAAUUAGCAACAUUAAUCCAAACACACUUCUCGGUUGUAUUAAACAUACUGCCACUGCUACCACUCGAAAAAUUAUCUAUGCAUUGUUUACACCUGAUGAAUUGCUAAAGAAUAGCGGAACAGAAGCUGUUUCUAAACCGUUGCGACAGAAAAUUCGUGAUUUCGUAGAAGCGCAUCAUGGUCCGAUCGACAACGAUCGUCCAUUUAAUGAAGCAAUUAAUGGUGUUUUUCGUCAAGCGAAAGAUGAAAAGGAAAAAAACGGAAGUUCUUCGAAAAUAACUUCGGAAAAGCGAAAAACUUCUGAUAAGCAAUUGACGAUCGAUGACAUGGUUUCAUCCAAGAAGUCAAAGAUACCAAGUAAAACGACAACAACUGCACGUAAUAACACGUUGUCGAUUAGUGGUGAUGAAGAUGAUGAACUAUGA
Adineta ricciae is the source of this 1542-nucleotide messenger RNA. The record is from the annotation of a GenBank genome assembly. NCBI's taxonomy places the organism in Eukaryota, Metazoa, Rotifera, Eurotatoria, Adinetida, Adinetidae.